CAGCGGCAUGAGCAACAACAGCGACGAUGCGGCAGCCUCUGCGCCGCCUCCAUCGAUGGCGGUGUCGAAGGAGAGCUAUGUUGGUCCUGUCAAGAUCGAAGGGUACCUGUACAUACGCAUGAACAAGCGCCGCCGACGCUAUUGCGUCUUGACAGGCCGCAACCUGUGCAUAUUUGGGUCCAAGGACGAGGCCGCCAAUGUGGACAAGGCGCAAGCAGCGCGCAAGUUCUGCUGCGUCGUAGGUGUCAAGGACAUGGCCGACUUGGGAAAAGGGACAAGGGAAACGCUGGUUGGGACGGCGGCGUUUCAGAACGCGCUGAUCGUGUCGACGCUCAAGUCCAAGUUGAUUGUGAUUGAAGCCGACACCAAGACCGAAAAAGACCGGUGGCUCCAUGCCAUGAUGUCGCUCAACUUUUGCACGGACGAUGCCGAGCGCGAUCUCGUCCGCGACAGUCUCAACCAGCCCGACUUUGAUGCCCAACUUGCAGUAACGCUUCUUUACAAAUACCGAGACAACACGGUUGCGACGGAUCUGAUUGUGGAGCACUUAUCUCAAUAUGCGCAGUCCAACAUCGACGACGUCGAGUUUUACCUCCAGCAAAUCGUGCAUGUCCUGGUGCACUCGUGCGCCAGCGACAGUCGCAACAAGGACAAGCUAGUGGACCUCGUGCUGUCCAUUUGCAAAGCCAAGACAUACGUGGCCCACUUGGGCAACUCGAUUCACGUUGCGCUGCAUUUGUUCUGGCUCCUCGAAGCCAUGAUCCACGACUGCCAAGGCACACCCACGUACAACGUCGUGGCGAUGCUAAUCAUGUCGAUUGAAGCACAGGUCGUGAACCAGCAUUUUGAGCUGCGGGACGUCGUCCGUCUCUUUCGGGACGUUCCCGGUCUGAAAGAGUCGCUUCUGCGACUGCCAGCAUCAUCCACGAAGGACAAUGAGACACGUACUGCCCAGCCGACCGGUCCGACCGACGCAUCCUCGCAGUCGAUCGCUCUCUCGGAUGCGGAAAAGCACACGUUGCUUCAGUGGAUGGAACGUGAGCGCCAGAAACGGUACAAGUACUUUCACCAAGAGCGAGACUUUAUUCUCGCUGUCACGGCCAUUUCCGAGACCAUGCGGCACUUUGAGCCGCGCGAGGGCCGCAAGGCGGCGCUGCCGGGGCUCUUGGCCAAAUUAGUCAUUCCCGAGAUGGCGUAUAUUCCACUGGGCCGGGCGUCCGAUCCGUACUGCCGUGUGUUGAGGGUGCUUGAAUCGGAAGGCACUGUGUUUUCGACACACAGCCGCGCGCCGUGCCUCAUUUGUUUUGAAGUGAUCGAAGAACCCACGACCGGUGCCAGUCCAUCGCAGUCGACUCGGCCACCGUUGGCGGUGCAGGCGUCGCAAGCGUCUAUCGUUGAAGACGACCCCGAUACCCUUCACUGCAUCCAGUCCAACUACGCUGCGCUGUUUCGAUCGUCGUCGUCGGACCUGAUGGCGGACGACUUGUGUGUGGAACCCGAUGACCCGUCGUCCAACGUGCCCGGCACGCUGACGUCGAUCAAGGAGAUGGUCGACCAGAACAUCCAGGCCACGAUCAUGCGCCGCACGUCCAAAACGACGUAUGACAUGAGCCUCGCCAAGCUCAUGCUGAUGGAGCCCGCCGUGUUUGGCGAGAGUUGGGCAACGAAAAAGAAACGACUCCAAGCCGCGUCGCCACACGGCCAUUUGCGCGGAUGGAACGUCGUGUCUCUGAUCUCCAAGAGCAACGACGACAUGCGGCAGGAAGUGUUUGCGCUCCAGCUCAUUUCCAAGUGCCAAGGCAUUUUUCGCGACGCCCACCUCCCGCUCUGGCUUCGGUCCUAUCGCAUUGUCUCGACGGGGCACUCGACCGGCCUCAUCGAGACCAUCACGGAUGCGCAGUCGCUGGACGCGAUGAAGAAAGCCAAGGAGUACAAAUCGCUCAAAGACCACUUUGACAAGACGUACACGUCGGCGGCGGCGCGGGCAACGGCCACACUGAACUUUGUCCACAGUUUGGUGGGGUACUCGCUCGUGUGCUACGUGUUGCAGAUUAAGGACCGGCACAACGGCAACAUCCUGCUUGACACGGAAGGUCAUUUGAUCCACAUCGACUUUGGUUUCCUCUUGGGCAUCGCGCCGGGCGGGACCUGGAGCCUCGAGAGCCAACCGCCGUUCAAACUAACCAAGGAAAUGGUCGACGUUCUCGGUGGGGUUGGGUCGCCGAUGUUUGCCAAGUUUGUGCAGCUCUUCACCCAGGGCUUCCUCGCGCUCCAGCGCAAUGCGGAGAAGAUUAUCACGAUGGUCGAGAUCAUGAUGCACAAAUCGUCGUACCCGUGCUUUCAAAACCGGGACGUGGUCAAGGAGCUCCAAAAACUCCGCGAACGUUUCGUGGAGACGAUGCCGCUGGACCACACGGUCAAGCACGCAAUGAAGUUGAUCAAGCUCAGCUACAAGAACAAAUGGACGAAGCGGUACGACCAGUUCCAGAAAAUCACAAAUGGGAUUCUGCCGUGAACACGGCCUUCGCUCAACCACCAUCGCCGCCGCAGCACCAACGAGCGAGCAUUCCCGCACAAAACACAAACGGGCACCACCAAAUACACAGUCUUCUUCAACCGUCUUUAUGAAAACGACCUCGUCUCGAAAGUGGUGCAGUGGAAAGUCCACAAGGGCGUUUACGGCCGCGCCUUUUUGGCGACAGCAGCCGACCCAUCGUCGAACUCAAAUUGUGACAACCUCAAUCCAUCUAGAUCGUCGACGGCGGCAAUGCGGGAGUUGUGACUC
Aphanomyces invadans is the source of this 2785-nucleotide messenger RNA. RefSeq lists its product as hypothetical. NCBI's taxonomy places the organism in Eukaryota, Oomycota, Saprolegniomycetes, Saprolegniales, Verrucalvaceae. The transcript has 6 exons. The record is from RefSeq and is a predicted model, not a curated record. Gene Ontology annotation, cellular component: cytoplasm; membrane. Gene Ontology annotation, molecular function: 1-phosphatidylinositol 4-kinase activity. Gene Ontology annotation, biological process: phosphatidylinositol phosphate biosynthetic process; phosphatidylinositol-mediated signaling. The coding region runs from base 8 to 2515 and encodes 835 amino acids.